Messenger RNA from Aspergillus welwitschiae, 1030 nucleotides. RefSeq lists its product as uncharacterized. NCBI's taxonomy places the organism in Eukaryota, Fungi, Ascomycota, Eurotiomycetes, Eurotiales, Aspergillaceae. The record is from RefSeq and is a predicted model, not a curated record. The transcript is spliced from 3 exons. The coding region runs from base 22 to 828 and encodes 268 amino acids. Gene Ontology annotation, molecular function: dioxygenase activity.
GCCUAGUUCUUCCGAUAUGCCAUGCAGCCCGUCUCACUGUCCCAAGCCAUCGACUUUGCCCGGCUUUGUCAGGGCCUCGAAGUCCUUUCACUAAACACACUAGUCAAGCAAUACGGCGCAUUCAAGAUCACAAACCACGGGAUCUCGUCACGCGCGAGGAAUGGCUGCUUCGCUUACAGUAAAUCCGCUUUCGAGCGACCGAACAAUCUCAAGUCAGCUGACCCCGCCUUUUCGCCGCUCAAAGGGGAAACGGUCAGAGGCACUGCAAUCCCCAAAGAAAGCCUAAAUAUCGCAAAGGAUAAGCUAGGCAAUUAUCCACCGGUGCAAACAUUACACAAGGAACUAAAGGAUUUUACUCCCCGCCUGUUAGAAGGACUAUCUCAAACUUUGAGGCUCGAACCGUCGCUCAAUUCCCUCUGUACAAACGGCGAGGUCGAAAUUGCUCUUCACCAUUACCCCAACAUAACAGCUGUUCCAGAGAGGAAUCCGGAGCAUCGAGAUUGGAGUCUUCUGACUCUGCUCCUGCACGAGGACACGGGGAUUAGCAACGGGCUAGAGGUUGCUGAGUUACCUGGUCGGAAAUUCACCCCUGUCGACCCAGGUAACGGCGAAAUCACGGUACUUGUGGGGAGCAUGCUACGAAGACUAGCCAAGUACUAUUGUUGGGAGGACAUCCCGUCCUGUGUCCACCGUGUCUCCGGCACGGGCGAGCGAUACAGCAUCGCAUAUUUCCUCCAUAUCAACGAUAGCACACGAUUGGCUGAAGACGGCACCACCGCGGGAGACAUACGGAGAAUGUGGGAAACCCAGUCCAAAGUGAAGAACUAGCAGAAUGCCUGAAUCCGAUUGUCUGGCGUCAUGCACUUCCGUCCUGUACAUAUAUGUCCUCGUAAUCUAUUCGCGGGGGAUCAUUCCCGUAGUACUAUCCUGAGGACAGUGUCGUGGACACCGUAAAGAACUUCCUGUACCUUAGUGCGGCUUCUUAUUCACUUCUCAUACUCCUGUAUCUCAAGAAUGCAACAUGUCUACU